Molecule: messenger RNA, 1332 nt
Organism: Aspergillus chevalieri
Lineage: Eukaryota; Fungi; Ascomycota; Eurotiomycetes; Eurotiales; Aspergillaceae
Product: putative lipase
Exons: 1
Coding region: 1-1332 (443 amino acids)
Source: RefSeq, a predicted model, not a curated record
AUGAUUGUACCUCGCAGCACGAACUCGUCGACAAAUUCAAACUCCAGUCUUCUUUCGGUGUUAUCCCAAGCUGCCGGCGAUCCGUCAAUAGGACAGAGAACUUCGGAUACUGCGUCUUCGAUAUUGCCAUUGCUCCACGACGGAACGAAUCAAUCGAACAGCGCAGCGGAUGUCGGGUCUGUGCAGGAUGCGCAUGGCAAGAUCAGUCAGGUUUAUUCAUCUGUUGAUAAAGAUUCGGAUCUGCUGGAUUUUGUCAAGAGCCUGGCCGAGGGAGGAUUGAUUCCACUGAAUCUAGUGAACCUGCUAGACGGGUAUAUCAACAUUGGCCUCAAUUCGAUUUAUAACAAUAACCCAGCACCACCGUCGAAGCAAGAUAUAUACCCGAAAAAGCGACCCGGCGAUGCGACCUAUUCGAUCCCUGAGGAAAGUCUCCGGGCGGCCAUAUAUAUCCCUGAUUCAUUCGCCUAUGGGAAGAACAGGAGGAAGCCAGUAAUCCUGGUGCCAGGGACUGCAAUUCCUGCUGGUAUGACAUACCAUUUCAGCUUUAGCCAGCUGGGCAAAGCUCUCCCAGAAGCGGAUGUUGUCUGGGUUAAUAUUCCCCGGGCCUCGUUGAACGACGCACAAACGAAUGGCGAAUACGUCGCGUAUGCGAUCAACUAUAUAUCCGCUAUCAGUUCUGAUUCCAACGUGGCGGCAAUUUCGUGGUCUCAGGGUGGACUAGAUGUCCAAUGGGCAUUGAAGUACUGGCCUUCUACUCGGGACGUGGUGGAGGAUUUCAUCGCCAUCAGUCCAGACUUCCACGGUACAGAUCUAAGAUUCUUUGUCUGCCCGUUACUGGACCCUCUUGCCUGCACACCAUCAAUCUGGCAACAAGGCCCGGAAACUGAGUUCAUUCAUACCCUGCGGGCUGAUGGCGGCGACUCGGCAUACGUCCCAACAACCAUUGUCUACUCCUCUUUCGACGAAAUCGUGCAACCGAUGAGCGGACCCAACGCAUCAGCCAUUCUCUCCGACAUCCGCGACAUCGGAGUUACAAACAACCACAUCCAAACCAUCUGCCCGAACGAACCAGCCGGCGGAAUUUACCUGCACGAAGGAGUAUUAUACAACUCCCUCGCCUGGGCUCUAGCCGUCGACGCCCUCACCCACGACGGCCCCGGCGACCCCUCACGAAUCGACAUCGACACGGUAUGCAGUCAAAUCCUCGCUCCGCAGUUGCAAUUGGACGAUAUGCUUGGCACCGAGGGACUUUUGCUAAUUGCGCUGGUGGAGGUUCUCACGUAUGAACCUAAGGUGGGACGGGAGCCUUCUAUCACCGGUUAUGCGUCGUGA